CCGGGGAGCGAGCGGGCGAGCGAGUUAGCGAUCGAGCGGUGCGGGGUGCGAGGCGAGGCCGAGCCACAGCGACAUGGGGGACCGGGAGCAGCUGCUGCAGCGGGCGCGGCUGGCCGAGCAGGCGGAGCGCUACGACGACAUGGCCUCCGCCAUGAAGGCGGUGACAGAGCUCAAUGAACCUCUCUCCAAUGAAGAUCGAAACCUCCUCUCUGUGGCCUACAAGAAUGUGGUUGGCGCCAGGCGAUCUUCCUGGAGGGUCAUCAGCAGCAUCGAGCAGAAGACCAUGGCCGACGGGAACGAGAAGAAGCUGGAGAAAGUCAAAGCUUACCGGGAGAAGAUCGAGAAGGAACUGGAAACGGUGUGCAACGACGUCCUGGCCCUGCUGGACAAGUUCCUCAUCAAGAACUGCAACGACUUCCAGUACGAGAGCAAGGUGUUCUACCUGAAGAUGAAGGGCGACUACUACCGCUACCUGGCAGAGGUGGCUUCCGGCGAGAAGAAAAACAGUGUGGUCGAAGCUUCCGAGGCGGCCUACAAGGAAGCCUUUGAAAUCAGCAAAGAGCACAUGCAGCCGACGCACCCCAUCCGGCUGGGCCUGGCCCUCAACUUCUCUGUGUUCUACUACGAGAUCCAGAAUGCGCCCGAGCAGGCCUGCCUCUUAGCCAAACAAGCCUUCGAUGACGCCAUAGCUGAGCUGGACACACUAAACAAGGAUUCCUAUAAGGACUCCACGCUCAUCAUGCAGUUGCUGCGAGACAACCUCACCCUCUGGACGAGCGACCAGCAGGAUGAAGAAGCAGGAGAAGGCAACUGAAGAGCCUGCAGGUUCCCGCCUUCCCUCCACCCACCGCCCCCCUCAUCACUGAUUCUUCCUCGCCACAAUCACUAAAUAUCUAGUGCUAAACCUCUCUGUAUUGGCAGCGCCGCUACUCAGAUCUGCUCCCCCGCCCCCCGGGAAGCAGUUUCAGAUCCAUCUUCAUGGGCAUAGCUGGAUCGAUGGUUGCUUGGAGCCCACGGGAGCUUUCUUUUGAAUUGUGUAGACAAGUGCGUUCUGAAUGAGGCAUUUUACUAUGCCUGUUGGUAGUUGUGAAAGCGAUGGGGAAGUUUAGAAAGGAGAAUUAGCCAAAACCGGCUACAAUGAUAUUUAAAAGAUCCAUUUAAAAUGAGCUGAUAGUGUUUUGUUAAUAAGCAGUACAUCUUGUGCA
Messenger RNA from Myotis daubentonii (Daubenton's bat), 1205 nucleotides. RefSeq names its product 14-3-3 protein eta-like. Lineage: Eukaryota; Metazoa; Chordata; Mammalia; Chiroptera; Vespertilionidae. The transcript has a single exon. Bases 74 to 814 code for a protein of 246 amino acids. The record is from RefSeq and is a predicted model, not a curated record.